AAUCAUGAUAAAAUGGCUUUAUAGCGUAAGGGAUAGUCUUACAGGACAACAGUUUAUCUUUUUAAUGAUAUUCUUUGCUCUCCUGUCUGUCAUUCCAAUCCUGUAUAACUGUUGUGAAGAUUUUGCUAGAUACAGAAGACUAGAGAGGCCUGAUUAUGAUAAUACUGAUUGGUAUGACUACAUGCUUGUAGCUUACCUAACUCCUUUAGUUUUUCUUGGACAGAUCUUAACUAGCAAGAUUACAAGCGGCUACUUUAGAAGCAGAUUCCAAAAGAAAUUUGAAGGUGAAGCCUUAGAUCUAAAAGUGCAUAAGGCCACCAAAAACUGUUUCAAAUUCUUCUAUUACUGAGGAAUGGUGUCUUUUGGGUACUAUGUUUAUUCAGACACUAACUAUCACUCCUCUUAUAUGUUUGGGGAAGGAAAUAUGAUGUAUCUUGACUCAGACUGGCCAUUUAACAAGCAGCCAAGACUCUUGAAGCUUUAUUACAUGGCUGGAAUCAGUUACCACACUUCCGAUAUGAUCCAUCUGUUCUUAAAUUCGGCUCAAAAAGAUUUCUUUGAAAUGCUCCUUCAUCAUUAUAUCACAAUUAUGCUAAUUAUUGGGUCAUAUAUGACAAAUUUUUGGAACAGUGGAAUCAAUGUGAUGCUUCAAAUGGACGUAGGAGAAAUAUUCGUAGGAUCUCUUAGGUGUAUCAACGACAUCUGGAGCCCUCUCAUCUGAGUCCCUCUCUUCGUGGUCAUGAACAUCUUCUGGGUCUACUUAAGAAUUAUCGUGUUUGCCAAGGAAGUUAUCAUAGAAGGUUCCAUGAUUGGUAGGUGGAGAUUUGAUCAAAAUACAAGUCACCAAACUUCAAUGCAGGUUUUAUUGAUGAUUCUUCUGCUACUUAACUGUUACUGGCAGAUACUUUUCUUCAAUAUGCUCUACAGAGCCGUAUUCAAAGGAGAUACUAAGGAUUACCAAAACCCUGUUGAGGAUAUCAAAACUAGGGAAGACUCUAAGAAAAUUAAAUCGUAA
This is a messenger RNA of Moneuplotes crassus, 1015 nucleotides long. Lineage: Eukaryota; Ciliophora; Spirotrichea; Euplotida; Euplotidae. The record is from the annotation of a GenBank genome assembly.